Lineus longissimus is the source of this 2913-nucleotide messenger RNA. RefSeq lists its product as uncharacterized. The transcript has a single exon. The coding region runs from base 1 to 2913 and encodes 970 amino acids. The record is from RefSeq and is a predicted model, not a curated record. Gene Ontology annotation, molecular function: nucleic acid binding. Lineage: Eukaryota; Metazoa; Nemertea; Pilidiophora; Heteronemertea; Lineidae. Gene Ontology annotation, biological process: DNA integration.
AUGAACUCAUUGCUGGGAGUCCUACUUAGAUUCCGGACGGGGGGAGAGAUAGCAUUCCAGGCUGACGUAAAUGCUAUGUUUAACCAGAUCUUCAUCACAAGGCAACAUUGGAAUUUGAUGAGGUUCCUAUGGUUCAAAGAUGAUGACUUGGAUGCAGAACCUGAAGGAUAUCAAAUCCUCCACAAUUUCUUUGGUGGUACCCAUGCUCCUGCCCUAGCUGGAUAUGCUGUAAAGAAGACAUGCAUCGACAACAGAGAUGAUUUCCACCCAGAAACAAUCAAGACGGGACUCAGAAACAGUUAUGUAGAUGACAUACUUAAGUCUUUGGGGCCUGAGCUGGCAGUCAUAGUCGUCUCAGAGAUCUUCAAACUUUAUGGCAAAACUGGAUUUGAGCUGGCCAAGUUUGUAACAACGGAUAGAAGUCUUCUAGAGUUGGUUAAACCAGAGCUGCAGGCACCUUCAAUGAAGGAAUCUUCCGAUCUUGAGAUGGGAUAUGAACACGAAGAACGAGUCCUUGGUGUCAAAUGGAAUGUCACCGAUGACACAUUUGGUUUCAAAACAAGAGAAAAGGAAAGGCCUUUAACAAGAAGAGGGCUGCUCGGUAACAUAGCCGCUAUGUUUGACCCAGAAGGAAGUGUAGCCCCUGUGACGCUCAUACCGAGGCAAAUUCUACAAGAUAUAACAGCUAAGGGGUAUGGCUGGGACGAGCCAUUACCAGAGUUGGAAGCCACUCAAGUUCAGGAAUGGCUGCAGUCAAUACAGAAGUUGGCAGAUUUCAAGAGAGAACGAGCAGUAGUACCAAAGGGAUUUGGCAAGAUAGUAUCAAGAGAGUUGCAUGCGUUCUCUGAUGGCUCAGAGACAGGACUUGGAUUUGAGAUCUUCAUAAAGUCGACCAACGAAGAAGGAGCAUGUCACAUCUCAUUCCUGCUUGCAAAGGCCCUGGUAACUCCCACCAAGGUCAAGACGAUUCCUAGGAUUGAGCUGCAAGCCAUGCUGCUGUCGAUGAGGGGGGUCAAGUUUGUCAUCAAAGAGUCGGAUUGCAGCUUCCUUAGGAUAUAUCAAUGGACAGACAGCUCGGCAGUUCUCAUGAUGGUACAGAAUUCCAAGAGACGCUUUUUGCCUUUUGUAGCAAACAGGCUGCAGGAAAUUAGAGAUCUAAAGGAGGACCUGAAAAUCGAGAUCCGUCAUGUCCCAGGAGAGAUGAACCCGGCCGAUGUAUGUAGUCGAGGGUUGACUGUGGAGAACUUUCUGAGACAUGAACUGUUCCACCAUGGGCCUAGUUUUCUGCAGAACACUGAGGAGGAUUGGCCUAGUAUGCCGAAGAUUGGGAGUCUCCCUGACGACCAUCCAGAAGGGAAGAAGGAUGUGACUGUUACAGUUCUGGCUACAGAAGUUAAGGAGGACCCCCUGAUGAAGUUAGUACAUCACCACUCUAGCUGGGCAAAGUUGAGAGUGGCAGUAGCAUGGUUAAUACGCUUCAUCAUAUGGAACAAGGACACUCGCCUUGGACGCAAUGCAGUCAACUACACCCGGUUGAAAGGCAGGAUUAAAGGAAGUGAAAUUCAAGAUGCUGGUGAAGCAAUAGUUCGAUAUGUUCAGAGACAGGAAUUCAGCAGCGAGAUCAAGAAAUUGGGGAACGUUGGUCCAAAAAUGAAGCAUAGUCAAUUUCAGAAGCUUUGCCCAUUCAUCGACCCCAAGGGAUCACUGAGAGUUGGAGGCCGUCUUUCUGAGUCGAGUUUGCCAUACAACAGGAAACAUCAGCUACUUCUGCCAAACAGUCAUCACCUGACAAUGAUCAUAGCCAGAUACUACCAUGAGUCAUACAUGCACGCCCCACCGAAGACCUUACUGUACAUGAUCAGGAAACAUUAUUGGAUCAUCCACGGGACAAGGCUGAGCUACAAGAUACAGGAGACAUGCAAAACAUGCAUUCGGACAGUCGCAUUACCCAAGGAGCAAGUACAAGGAACUCUGCCAGUCUCCAGGGUCGCUGUUGGUAGUGCAUGGCUGCACACAGGAUGUGACAUAAUGGGUCCUGUACUCAGCAAGAUGGGACGCAGCACGCCAAAACGGUACAUCCUGGGACUGGUGUCAUUUACAAUCAAGGCCGUUCAUUUCGAAGUCUUGCCCGAUAUGACCGUGCCUGCAUUCCUGAACGCUCUAAGAAGAUUCAUUGCCCGUCGAUCCAGGCCCCAGGAGCUGUCGACUGAUUGUGCUGGGACGUUUGCGGCAGGGAUAAAGGAACUGAAUGAACUUCAAGAUGUCUACAACAACUUAGCAGUAGAAGAUUUCUUGAGACAGAAGGAAAUCUGCUGGGUCCCGAACAUUCCCAAGGCAUCGAAUCGGAAUGGUCUCUUUGAAAGGCCAUUCAGGUCACUGCGAAGAGCCCUCCUAGGAACGUUAAAAGACAGGACGCCAACAGAGGACCAGCUGAUGACGAUCGUUGCUGAAUGUGAGUUCCUCUACAAUAGUCGUCCUCUAUGUGCUCAGAGCAACAGCCCUGACGACAUACAGCCGUUAACGCCAAACGAUCUCCUCAAUCCAGAACCAGCUGCAGCCUAUGCUCCAGGGGUAUUUGUCGACCGUGACUUGAUGGUUCGCAACCACUUCCGUCAAGUCCAAGCCAUGGUCGACAUUUUCUGGCAUCGAUUUCGUCUCGAGUACUUGACCUCACUGCAAGAGAGGACAAAACAGCUCAAGGAAACACGUAACUUCCAAGUUGGCGACGUCGUUCUACUCGUCGAAGACAUGAAACUUGGACAUCGAGGACAUUACCCAAUGGGACGAAUCACCGCUGUAAAUCCGUCAACAGCAGACAACAACGUGCGAACGGUGCAACUCAAGACAAGCAAGGGAACGUAUGCCAGGCCAGUGAAGAGCAUCGUACUACUGGAGGCUGAAGGAACGGACUAA